AUGGACAUGGCGCACGAGAAAGACGCGAGCAGCGAGGAGGAGGUGAUGGCCGGCGAGCUGCGGCGCGGGCCGUGGACGGUGGAGGAGGACCUCCUGCUGGUCAACUACGUCGCCGCGCACGGCGAGGGCCGCUGGAACUCGCUCGCCCGAUCAGCAGGGCUGAAGCGCACUGGCAAGAGCUGCCGGCUCCGGUGGCUCAACUACCUCCGCCCCGACCUCCGGCGCGGCAACAUCACACCGCAGGAGCAGCUGCUCAUCCUGGAGCUGCACUCGCGCUGGGGCAACCGCUGGUCCAAGAUCGCGCAGCACCUCCCGGGGCGCACCGACAACGAGAUCAAGAACUACUGGCGCACGCGCGUGCAGAAGCACGCCAAGCAGCUCAAGUGCGACGUCAACAGCCAGCAGUUCAAGGACGUCAUGCGCUACCUCUGGAUGCCCCGCCUCGUCGAGCGCAUCCAGGCCGCCGCCGCCAACGCCAACGCCUCCGGGGCUCCGCAGCAGCAGCAGCAGCAGCAUGGCGCCGCCGCGGACACGCCGCUCUCGUCGUCGUGGCAGCACGGCGGCGCCGACGACGGGCUCUACGCGUCGCCGGAUGAGCUGCCCACGGACGCCUGCAGCUGGCCUCCGGGAGACUACUACCCAGCCGCCGUCGGUGAUCACCAACUACUGAACAACCCCGCCGUCGGCCCGGAGCUGUCGAGCACCACGGCCGGGUCGUCCUCCCCGUCCUCGGAUUCCGGCGCGGGGGCACAGCCCUGCUGGCUUGCGCCGGUCGGUGGCGCGGAGUGCUUCACCACCGCCUGCGACGCCUCCAGCGCCGCCGCCGUCCUGGCCGGGCAGCAGCAGCAGCAAUCGUCGUGCCUGCUCGGGGAGACGACGACGUGGGCGUCGUCCGAGCUCCCCGAGCUGGGCGUCGCGGACUUCGAGAUUGGCAGCUUCGACGUGGAGAGCAUCUGGAGCAUGGACGACAACUUGUGGUUCACGCAGGCGCAGGGCGUGUAA
Molecule: messenger RNA, 1002 nt
Organism: Miscanthus lutarioriparius
Lineage: Eukaryota; Viridiplantae; Streptophyta; Magnoliopsida; Poales; Poaceae
Source: the annotation of a GenBank genome assembly